This is a messenger RNA of Mesorhabditis belari, 882 nucleotides long. The record is from the annotation of a GenBank genome assembly. NCBI's taxonomy places the organism in Eukaryota, Metazoa, Nematoda, Chromadorea, Rhabditida, Rhabditidae.
AUGUUCGAUUUUAAACACAUCAAACCAUUUGACGAUUCCGUUGCAAAUGAUUUCGGAGCGAUGGUGCUAUUCUCCACCCCAGGAAUGCUUCACGGUGGACAAAGCUUGCGUGUUUUUAAGCAAUGGUGUCAUGACCCAAAGAAUAUGAUUAUCAUGCCGGGGUAUUGUGUGGCUGGAACACUAGGCGCAAAAGUUAUUAACGGAAUGAAAAAGGUUGACAUUGAGGGAAAGACUUAUGAUGUCAACUUGGGUGUCGAGUACAUGUCAUUUAGCGCUCAUGCAGAUGCUAAAGGAAUUAUGCAGUUAAUAAGAGAUUGCAAGCCACGACAUGUAAUGUUUGUCCAUGGAGAGGCGGCAAAAAUGGAAUUUCUAAAGGAGAAAGUGGAAAAGGAGUUUCGUCUGAAAGUAUCUUGUCCGGCAAACGGUGAAACGGUAUCCGUAUCGACUGAGAUUGGCAAGGACAUUAGCGUGCCGAUGGAAAUGGUAGCCCGAAGCAUUUCAUUGGAUCCAACACCGGCAAAAAGAGCGUGCCCAUUUCGCGGAUGCAUUAUCGUGGACCGACAAUAUAACGAUAUUGAAGUUGUUUCAUAUGAAACAGUCGCUAAACAGUUUGAUGUUCCGCUGCAUACGAUAACGCUCAGUCAAAAGAUCACGGGGAAAGUUUCAUGCAUCGAUUGGGACAAAAUGGCAAAAGCUUUGAGCAAACACGACGCGGAGUUACAAGCAAAACAAGAUGGAAUCGAAAUGUUCCACGGAGAGAUCUGUGUAAUGCCAGUUCGAAGACAGCAUAAUCAGGUUGAGUUAAUGUGGGAUGAAUCACGCGAACUAUGGAAACCGGUUAUUUUGGAGGAAAUUCAACGAGUCAUCGAAGCCACAGCUAUG